Messenger RNA from Anopheles coustani, 2404 nucleotides. RefSeq names its product facilitated trehalose transporter Tret1-2 homolog (gene pippin). The record is from RefSeq and is a predicted model, not a curated record. The transcript is spliced from 5 exons. The coding region runs from base 370 to 2124 and encodes 584 amino acids. NCBI's taxonomy places the organism in Eukaryota, Metazoa, Arthropoda, Insecta, Diptera, Culicidae. Gene Ontology annotation, cellular component: membrane. Gene Ontology annotation, biological process: transmembrane transport. Gene Ontology annotation, molecular function: transmembrane transporter activity.
GAAAGCAUGGCGAGUGGAUGGAGGGUGCCGUUUGCUUUCCGUGCGCAUUUUUUUAAGGGCCAUAGCAGACUAGCGCCGGCAAGAAAGCUUCAGUCGUUCGUUUACUUUCGAUGGGCUCGCAUGUUUAGCGACUGGUUCACGGUGACCUGGUCGACAUGAAACGAUCGUAGUUUUUGCUGGACGGAAGUUUGCACAGGCAUCUAGUGGGCUAUGUUUAGGCGAAUAAUGCUAGUGUUUGCUUGUUGAGUGAAUCUAUUAGCGCCUGCGGAAGUCGUUCCUUCUCGAGGAAAACCCAGCAAAUAGGGUUGGCCGAAGUGAAAUCAAUGCUCCAGUGAUUUUAUCAGCGUUUUGUUUAGAAGUUGUGUGAAAAUGACUAUACCAGAAAGCCACUACACCACACCGGAGGACCGAUGGAGGGCGGAGGGGACCACGUAUCUGCAAGAAAACGAAAUCAUGCCCGGUGAUGGUGACUCGAUGACAUCCGGGAAUCAGCAACAGGCAUUCCAAACCGGUUCUUCGUUGGCUCCGUAUGGCGAUAGAUUCAGCGGGAAAGGAUCAACCCCCGAGGAGAAGGAACCGUUGCGCUAUGAUAAACAAAUGGAGGCACUAAAAGACGAGCGAUGCCGCAGGGAGGGAAGUGAGAAGCGGCAGCUAGAGGAGGUGGUUGCCGUAUCGACCACGAGGGGUGUAUUUCAUCAGUUACUUCUCACUUCCGCCGUGCUUUUACUGGCGGCGGGUUGUGGUAUGCCAAUAGGAUACUCGGCGGUGCUGUUGCCGCAGCUGUACGACGUGAACGAAACACUGACCAUCGAUAUCGAGAUGGGCUCUUGGAUCGCCAGUGUCCACAGUCUCGCGACUCCAAUCGGUUCGUUCGCCUCGGGACCGAUUAUGGACCGUUGGGGUCGCCGUCCAGCACUCCUGAUGGCUAUCGUACCGCUGUUCACAGGAUGGAUUGUGCUAGCGACUGCUUCUUCCCACUUUCUGCUCCUUCUCGGGCGUGUUGUAGCUGGAAUUUCGGUGGGGCUGAUUGCGGCCCCCGCACAGGUCCUCCUGGCAGAAAUCGCCGAACCUCGGUUACGUGGACUUCUGGUCGGAGCACCGUUCGUUUCAUACUCGAUGGGAAUCCUACUGGUGUACGCACUGGGAAGUCAGUUGCACUGGCGUGCGGUCGCCUGGGGUGGAACCGUGCUACCAUUACUCUCCUUUUUGGCCCUGUUCUUUGCCCCGGAAUCCCCAGUCUGGCUGGCCCGCAACGGUCAGCCCAAACGAGCUUCGGAUGCCCUAACGUGGCUGCGCGGUUGUCCAGCGCAAGCGAAGCAAGAACUGCACAAGCUAAUCGAGCGUUUCGAGGAGGAACAGCAACAAAACAAUGGCAGUCCGCAGAGCUUUUGGCGUUCACUUAGCGAGAUCUCCAUUAUCAAGCCGCUCGUCAUUAUAAACGGGUUCCACGCGCUGCAGAUCCUUUCCGGUACCUACCUGGUGGUUUUCUAUGCCGUCGACAUCAUCUCGGAUCUCGGAGGCAGUGACAUCAAUUCCAUUCAGGCGGCGGUAUUGACCGCGAUCGUGCGCCUUGCUUUCACCUUCCUCUACUGCUUCCUGCUGCUAGCGAUGCCACGACGUACCAUGGUUACCCUGAGUGGACUCGGUUCGGGUAUCAGCUGUAUUGCGAUAGCAGCCUUUAUGUACAUUCGAGCCGGAGAACAGAAAACGACGCUCGACAUGUACAUCGCGGCCGCACUGAUACUGGUGUACAUCGGAGCAAACACCGGUUUCCUCACGAUGCCGGGAAUUCUGAUCGGGGAGCUACUGCCUGCCAAAAUCCGUGGCCAAAUUGCUGGCUACCUGUUCACUAUCUUCAACCUGCUACUGUUCGGGGUGGCGAAAGGAUUCCCGUACGCGAAGGCCGCCCUCAAGACGCAAGGCCUGUUCCUGGUGUUUGGUUGUGCAUCGUUCGGUGCAUCGCUGCUUCUCUUUCUCCUUUUGCCAGAAACGAAGGGGCGCACAUUGCACGACAUUGAAGAUUACUUCCAGCAGCGUAAUUGGUUGUGGAUGAGUCGAAAACGGGUGGCUACUGUGCACGAUCAAGAACCUACCGAAGAAGGUCGGCGAUUAUCUAAAAAGUAGCGAUUUUCUCAGUGUUCCAAAAAAGGGGACUGGAAUUAUCACUUAGCAUCAGGUCGUAGCGGAACGGACAUAUUUUAAAUGUGAUAUUUUAGCUGCAUAAGCGGGAUCUUAAAGAUGAACACUACAUAUUCCUAAAGAUAGGUCAUCUGAUGGUUCGAUGUAGGGGUAAGCAGUCGUUCUAUUGUCGACCAUCCUCGAGCAUAUCGGUCAAUGUUUGUAAUGCUAAAUUAGAACAUUAGAACUGAAAAUAACCAAGACCUUUCAGGCAAAGGACAUCAUU